This is a messenger RNA of Menidia menidia (Atlantic silverside), 825 nucleotides long. Lineage: Eukaryota; Metazoa; Chordata; Actinopteri; Atheriniformes; Atherinopsidae. The record is from the annotation of a GenBank genome assembly.
AUGAUGCAAAAGGCGCUUUUUGACUUCCUGAAACACAGAUUUGACGGGCGGAUCUCCAUCACCCGGGUAACGGCCGACAUCUCAUUGGCCAAGAGGUCAGUACUCAACAACCCCAGUAAGAGGGCCAUCAUUGAGAGAUCCAACACCCGCUCCAGCCUCGCCGAGGUCCAGAGCGAGAUAGAGAGGAUCUUCGAGCUGGCCAGGUCUCUCCAGCUGGUAGUUUUGGACGCAGACACAAUCAACCACCCGGCCCAGCUAAUCAAGACCUCCUUAGCCCCCAUCAUCGUCCACGUGAAGGUUUCCUCACCCAAGUUGAAUUGGUUUUCUCCGUCUCCGUCUCGCCCCCCUCAGGAGAUGUUUGACAUCAUUCUGGAUGAGAACCAGCUGGAGGAUGCCUGCGAACACCUGGCCGAGUACCUGGAGGCGUACUGGCGUGCGACGCACACGUCCCUCAGCACGCCGCUCAACCCCCUCCUGGGUCGCAAUCUGGGCUCCACGGCCCUCUCCCCGUAUCCCGCCGCCAUCCAGGCCCAGAGGAACCGGAACAGCAACAACACGGCGGAGCACUCGCCGGUGGAGCGCCGGAGCCUGAUGCCCGUGGACGAGAACCACCACAACGAACGGGCCCGGAAGAACCGCAACCGCCUGUCCUCCGGAUCCCAGCAGAGCCGGGAGCACUCCCCUCUGGUGGAGGAGGACUACCAGGACCCCUACCAGGACCCCUACCAGGACCCCUACCAGGACCCCUACCAGGACUCCUACAAGCCCCACCGGAACCGGGGCUCCCCCGGGGGCUACAGCCAGGACUCCAGGCACCGGCUUUAG